AUGAAGCACUCGAACGGUGCCGAUCAGGAAUCAGCCCCCCCGUUAAUUGCAAUCGUUGGGAUGGCUAUGAGGCUCCCCGGUGGUAUCCAAACCAGCGAGAGGUUUUGGGAACUACUGAUCAAAGGAGAGGACGUCUCGUCGGUAGUCCCUGAAAGUCGCUACAACAUUGAUGCAUUCUACCACCCUACCAAGCCGCAGUCUGCGAAGACUCGAUCCGGAUACUUUUUACGAGAUGACUACGUGGGGUCGGCUGACACCUCGUUCUUUCAGAUGGCAGGGUAUGAGGCGGGAAAGCUUGAUCCCCAACAAAUGCUUCUGAUGGAAGUGGUCUGGGAGUGUAUGGAAAACGCUGGCCAGACAGGCUGGCGUGGGCAAAACAUCGGCUGCUAUGUGGGCGCCUUCGGUGAGGAUUGGCAUGAGUUAUCCGCAAAGGAGACUCAGGAUAUUCCACGAGUUCAUGCGUUUGCGACGGGAGCAUUUGCCCUGUCGAACAGAGUUUCGUAUGAGUACGACUUGAAAGGCCCGAGUGUAACUAUACAAACCGCCUGUUCUUCCUCGAUGGUAGCCUUACACGAAGCAUGCUGUGCGAUUUAUUCUGGUACCUGCUCUUCCGCUAUUGUCGCUGGGACUAACAUUAUAUUGUCCCCCACAAUGACGGCCAAUAUGUCCGAUAACAUGGUCCUUUCUCCUAGUGGUCACUGCAAAACAUUCGAUGCCGAUGCCGAUGGAUAUGCGAGAGCAGAAGCUGUGAAUGCAGUAUACCUUAAACCGCUAGACCAGGCAAUUCGAGAUGGAGACCCAAUUCGUUCUGUUCUUCGUUCGACAUCGACAAAUUUCGAUGGAAGAACCGAGAAGAUAUUCUCGCCCAAUGCAGAUAGCCAGGAAAGACUUAUUCGGCAAGCAUAUGAACGUGCUCGCAUCGAUGACUUCUCGCAGACGGCUUUCUUUGAAUGUCAUGGAACGGGAACGAGGGCCGGUGACUUGGCUGAAGGGAUUGCAGUGGGCAGGAUUUUUGGGCCUGAAGGAAUUUACAUGGGAGCGGUAAAACCAAACGUGGGACAUAGCGAAGGAGCAUCGGGCCUCACCAGUGUCAUCAAGGCAGUGCUUGCUCUGGAGCACCGAAUCAUUCCACCCAAUAUCCACUUCACGAAUCCUAACCCCAAAAUCCCGUUCAAAGAAAGGGGUUUACGAGUGCCGACCGAACCAAUCCCUUGGCCUCCCGGCCGUGCAGACAGAGUAAGCGUCAACUGUUUUGGUAUCGGUGGCGCAAAUGCACAUGCUGUCUUGGAGCUGCCGCCUUCUGUUCGUCACAAGCGCCCACAGCUCCUAGUUGCUUCGGCACAGAGCGAAGAAUCUCUCCGGAUUCAGGUGAGUAACAUACAAGACUAUGUCAAAUCUUGCCCCGGGCCACUCUACGAUGUGGCAUACACUCUUGGGACAAGGCGAGAACAUCUCCAAUAUAGAGCCUUCAUGAUCUCAACUCAAGAUGGCUGCCUUGAAGCUGAGACCUCGCGAUCACCAUGUUGCUCACAGCCACCAGUAGUUUUUACGUUUCCCGGCCAAGGUACACAAUGGCCUGAAAUGUGCAAGGGCUUGGUGGAGAGGUUUGCCUCUUUCCUUGACGACAUACGGAAAAUGGACUGUAUAUUAAAGCGGCUACCACAUGCGCCAACUUGGAGCAUAGAAGAGGAGCUUUUGCGACCUAGACAUACAAGUCGGGUUAAUGAACCGGAGCUAUCUCAGCCACUUGUCGUGGCUGUUCAAAUAGCGAUAGUCAAUUUGCUAGCUAGCUGGGGCACUCGUCCUACUGCAGUCGUGGGACAUUCCAGUGGGGAGAUUGCUGCCGCAUAUGCAGCGGGGGCUAUCUCUGUUGAGACAGCAAUCAUUGCCAGUUACUACCGCGGUCAAGUCGUGAAAUCAAACAAACGAGCAGGUGCUAUGGCUGUUGUCGGUCUGAGCAAGGAAGAGGUAUAUCCGUUCUUGGUUGACGGUGUGGUGGUGGCAUGCGAGAAUAGUCCCCGAAGUGUCAACCUGUCCGGCGACAAGGAUCGCCUCGACGCCGUGCUUGAGAGGAUCCAGCGAGAAAUGCCAGAGACAUAUCACAGUAUCGUGAAUGUCGGCGUGGCAUACCAUUCUCACCAUAUGCUUUGUCUGGGAGAAAUCUACGAAAAUAUGAUCUCACCCUACAUAGUACCCCAGCAAUCGAUGACCCCGAUGUAUUCUUCGGUUACUGAAGGCAUAGUCCCUAGUCCAGCCUUCCUGGAUGCAACAUAUUGGCGGCAAAAUCUCGAAUCCCCGGUCCGAUACCUGGGAGCCGUGGAAGCUUUGCUUGAAAGACCGGGGAUGGACCACGUGCUUUUUAUAGAGGUUGGACCCCAUUCCGUACUGUCCAGUAUUACAAGGCAGAUAUUCAACGAUCGGAAAGAGGUCUUGCACUAUAUUCCCACCCUUCUUAAAGAUGGCGAUGCAUCGAGCUGUGUACUGAAAACGGCUGGGCUGAUGUAUCUGUUCAACCAUUGCCCCGACUUCCAAAGCAUCAAUGGCCCAGGGGAGGUGGUCGUUGACAUCCCACCUUAUCCAUGGCACCGCACAAGCAUCAAUUGGAAGGAGAGCCGCGUUAGCCGCGAAUGGAGAUUCCGAAAGUACCCUCAGCAUGAGCUGCUGGGCUGCCGCAUGCUUGAGUGUAGCGACCUAGAGCCAUCAUGGCGGAAUAUACUCAACAUAAGAAACAUCGCAUGGCUGUAUGACCAUAGGGUCUUUGGGGAGGUUUUCUUCCCCUGUGCAGGUUACAUUGCCAUUGUCAAUGAGGCGAUGAGACAAAUAUCAGGCUCCGUCGAGUGCACUUUGAGGAAUGUGUGUAUACAGACACCUCUAGUUCUGCAAAUGUCUACCGGAGUUGAGAUCAUGACUUCGUUCAAACCAGUCAGGCUGACUACCACUGUCGAAUCUAUGUGGUAUGAGUUUACCAUAGCCUCCUACGACGGCAAAUCAUGGACAAAGCAUUGCGUCGGCAAAGCUAGACCUGGCACAGAUGAACCAGAAGAGUCGAAGAUUAUCAAGCCUCUGCCCAGAAGUGUCUCCAUAGACACAUGUUAUCAGGCAUUCCAAGCUAUUGGUUUGCAAUAUGGACCGCGUUUCCGCAAACUGCGGAGAAUUACAGCGGACCCCAUGAGCUCCAUCGCAAGCGCGACUGUCUGCAAUAAGCCAGUUUUGCAUGAGUGUACAUACACUGUCCAUCCAACGACUAUUGACCAAUGUCUUCAACUUUUUAGUGUUGCAGGAUGCCGAGGCAGAGGGCGAGAGGCUAAGAAAUUAUAUUUGCCUGCGUUCAUUGAAAGGGUUUAUAUCGGUCAGGGAGGGCCGAUGCUGCAGGUGGAGGCUUCCAUUAGCAGCCCAGUGACCAAUCAUGGUCUAGGAGAUGCAACUGCAGUAUUCGAGGACAAAGUGGUGGUCUCGCUACGAGGUGCGCUAAUGAUACCCGUGGCUGGUAUGAAACCCAGUGAAGAAUCUGGAGUCCCCCUGGCUUCGUACAUGGAAUGGCGGCCAGAGAUUUCACUUAGCCUCCCCCUGAAAUUCUCGAGGAAAGAGCCUGAAAUGGAGUCUCGAAUACGCAUCCUGGAAAAGCUAUCCAACCUUUCUCUCCUACAAAUCCUGAAGGUUGCUGGCAGUACCAGUCCAAGCGUUCCCCAUUUGCAAAAGUACCCAGAAUUGCUCCGAAGAGCAACAGCUGCAGUCAAAGCUUUGGGACGGGGAGACAUUAGCACCGAUCCAGUUCAUGUAACGCGUGAGAAAUUAUUCGAAAGCCUUCAUCACGACGAUCAACUAAGGUCCUACGCCGAACUGAAUCAAAAUGUUGUCAAUCAUUGUACGGACAUUCUAAAUGGCUCUGUUGACUCAUUAACAGUACUAGGGCAAGAGGGAGGCCUGCACACGUUAUACGAAACAUUCUAUUACAACAACGAGUUGUGCAACUUUUUUACCCUUCUUCAUCAUUCCAACCCAAUGCUGAGAAUACUCGAAAUCGGAGCUGGGACGGGAGGUUCAACCACAUACAUCCUGAAGGCCCUACUAUCUGAGAAUGGAAGAAGGCCUUAUUCGCAAUACAUGUGCACUGAUAUCUCUUCUAGCUUUCUUGACAGAACCAGGGAGGCAUUCAAAGAUCACAAGAACACUGAAUUCCAACUGCUUGAUAUUGCUGUAGAGCCGUCGGAACAGGGAUUCCAGUCACAAAGCUACGAUGUAGUCAUUGCUUCUAAUGUGCUGGGUGCUAUUGCCGAUCUAAGUGGUGCUCUACAGAAUGUCAAAAGUCUCAUGGCACCAGGUGGUUACCUUGUUAUACAAGAGUUUGAUUCAAUGAUCGCAAAUUCCCUGUGCAUUACGGGUCUUCUUCCAGAUUGGUGGGAUGGCAACGGAGAGUUCUAUGCACCUUCUGUAUCGCCUGCCAGCUGGAACACAGAACUUCAUAAGGCUGGGUUGAAGGAGGUAGUCGGAGAUAUGCCUCUCCGCAGCACGUCUUUACCAGCCACUACCACUAUAGUGGCAAGCGUUGCUGACCAGGAAAGGAAGGGGGGAAGCGUUGUAAUCCUCGGUCCUCAGGACAAUGCCUGGGCCCAGGAAGUGGCAUGUGCUCUUCGAAAUAGUGGGCACACCGUAAAUUGGGGCACUUUGAAUGGACAAGUGUCCCCAACCGACACGGUAAUAUCCCUUCUAGACCUCAAUGGUCCCUUUUUUAAGGGUAUGGAUGAGAACUCGCUGAGCGAGUUCAAGGGCUUGGUGGGCUCCUCUGAACGCAUUCUAUGGGUCACAAAGUCCCUACAAAUUACGUGUGACAAUCCUGACUACGGCCUCGUCUUGGGUGUGUCCCGGACGAUAAAGCGAGAGCGGGGACACUAUUUUGGGACAUUUGAAAUUGACAAGUUUGACAGCAAUGCCGUCAGAGCGCUGUUGAGGGUAUUUAACAAGUUUUGCCAGCAGUAUCAUGCCAAAGAUACAACUGAUCUAGAUUACGAAUUUGCGUUACAUGAAGGAGUAAUACACGUCGGGAGAUUCCAAUGGACUUCAUUGACCGAGAAGCUAUUCUCGGAUUCAGCAAUCGGUCUACCCACAAAGCUUGCAGUCUCUUCCCCGGGGUCCCUGAAUUCUUUGCAGUGGACCCCAGAUGGAACUAUGACUGGUAUUCUGGGUGCCGACGAUAUUGAGGUCGACAUACACUAUGUUGGAUUGAAUUUUAGAGAUGUCAUGAUCGCUCUCGGGAUCAUGGGGCAUGAAAAUGAGUUUGGCGGUGAGGCAAGCGGCAUUGUGAAGCGCAUAGGAUCAAACGUGAAGCACCUGUCUGUUGGAGAUAGGGUCUGCGUAGUACAGCCCGGCUUAUUCCAGACGCGAACAGUGGUUCCUGCAAGUAAUUGCAUACGUUUACCAGAGAAGCUGGCCCUCGAGGAUGGUGCCACCAUGUGCAUUGCGUAUGGCACGGCCUACUACUCCUUGAUUGAUAUUGGAAGGCUAAAGAACGGCGAUUCGGUAUUGAUUCAUGCUGCCUGCGGGGGCGUUGGGCUUGCUGCCAUCCAGAUUUGCCAAACCUUUGGCGCAGAGAUCUACGCCACGGUUGGAAGCGAACAGAAAGUUAUGUAUCUCGUCAACACAUUUGGGAUCAGCCGAGACCGUAUAUUUAACUCGCGAGAUUCGUCCUUUCAGCACGACCUCUUACGUAUGACCGACGGAAGAGGCGUGGACCUCGUGUUGAAUUCGCUAGCCGGAGAGCUCCUCCACGCCUCAUGGAAAUGUGUGGCGAAAUUUGGCAAGAUGAUCGAGAUUGGAAAAAGGGAUUUCAUAGGUCGUGGCAUGUUGAGUAUGGACGUCUUUGCCGGUAACAGGGCAUUUUUCGGGGUUGACCUUCUGGAGCUGGGCGAGAAGCCCGGGUUUAUUUCCAGACUCUUUGGCAAGGUUCUUGAGCUUUUCGAGAGAGGGCAAACCAAUCCAAUCCGCCCAAUGAAGAUUGUUAUGCCCACGGAAGUGGAAGAUGCUUUUCGAGAGAUGCAAAAGGGUCGACAUAUGGGAAAGAUUGCAUUGAAAAUGGCCGGCGAUAUCGUGUCAUUUCCGCCUAUGAAAGUUCGUCAGCAGUUUUCUCUGUCCCCACACGCCGCCUAUCUCCUAGUUGGAGGCCUGGGGGGGAUUGGCCGGGCAAUUGCCACCUGGAUGGUAGAGAAGGGCGCCCGAUAUCUGAUCUUUCUUUCUCGAUCCGCUGGUGAGUCAGACACAGAUCGAGAAUUCUUCCGCGAACUUCAUGUUCAGGGCUGCUUGGCAGUUCCUGUGAAGGGGAGUGUAGCAAUCCUCAACGACGUCAAGCGAGCAGUUGCUGUCAGCCCGAAACCUAUAGGUGGCGUGCUUCAGCUUUCCAUGAUUGUAAGAGAUCAGUUCUUUCCAGCACUAACGUACGAGAACUGGAAAGAAACCUUAUCACCGAAGGUCCAAGGAACGUGGAAUCUCCAUGAGGUACUCUUGGAAGAAACAUUGGACUUUUUUGUUGCCUUCAGCUCGGUUUCAGGAGUCAUGGGGCACCAUGGACAGAUUAGUUAUUCUGCUGCAAACACGUUCUUAAAUUCAUUCGUGCAGUAUCGCCGCCUGAGGGGGCAUCCUGCGUCGGUCAUCAACCUCGGCUGUGUGGAUGAGAUUGGUUACCUUGCUACAGAUAAUCCUAGGUUGAGAGAGGGAUUGCGGGCAGCAUCGGUCUGUCUCUUGAGUGAACAGAACAUACUCGAUGCUCUAGAAAUUGCGAUCACUCGGCAGAGCUUCUCAAAGAAAGCACCCACGGGGCAGCAAGUCCUCAUAUCAGAUGACUUUACGGUGGGUAUGAACAACACCAAGCAUCGCUCCGACCCGACAGUUCGCCAAAUGUGGGGGAAGGAUGCGCGAUUCAGGGCCUAUGCCAAUUUUGAGGCGCAUACAGCGAGACAAUACAAUUCGAGUGCGUUAGAUAAGGUCAGGGAAACAAUUGCGAGCAUAGAGAAAAACCCCGAAAUACUGGAUGACCCUGAGUGCAGAGACCGGAUAACAGCGGAGAUGUUUGCCGCAGUCCGGACGCUAUCAGGAUUUGGAAAGGACCAAGAUGAUGAGCAAGUCAUGCAGAGUCCUAUUGACUCACUGCUGACAUUUGAGCUUCGCAACUGGUACCGACGAUACAUCAAUUUGGAAUUGUCUUCUGUGGACAUCGCGAAUGCUGGUACACUUGGUGGCUUGAUGCCAAUCACCAUCGCGGCGCUUCGUGCAAAAUACGCCAAGUAG
Messenger RNA from Aspergillus pseudonomiae, 7278 nucleotides. RefSeq lists its product as uncharacterized. The transcript is spliced from 12 exons. Lineage: Eukaryota; Fungi; Ascomycota; Eurotiomycetes; Eurotiales; Aspergillaceae. The coding region runs from base 1 to 7278 and encodes 2425 amino acids. Gene Ontology annotation, molecular function: fatty acid synthase activity; 3-oxoacyl-[acyl-carrier-protein] synthase activity; oxidoreductase activity. Gene Ontology annotation, biological process: fatty acid biosynthetic process; secondary metabolite biosynthetic process. The record is from RefSeq and is a predicted model, not a curated record.